Molecule: messenger RNA, 5872 nt
Organism: Salvelinus sp. IW2-2015
Lineage: Eukaryota; Metazoa; Chordata; Actinopteri; Salmoniformes; Salmonidae
Product: zinc finger protein GLI4-like
Biological process (GO): smoothened signaling pathway; regulation of transcription by RNA polymerase II
Cellular component (GO): nucleus
Molecular function (GO): DNA-binding transcription factor activity, RNA polymerase II-specific; RNA polymerase II cis-regulatory region sequence-specific DNA binding
Source: RefSeq, a predicted model, not a curated record
GAGAAGAGAGAGAGGAGGAGAGAGAAUGAGGGGGACCAGAUUGAAAACAUAUCAGCCUGGCGUCUCAAAACCACAUUUCUGACGAAGAACGAACCACCCUCAAACCUUUCAGACCUCUUUAGGCUACAAAGUUCGAUAUCCUGCAAUGUGUUCUUAGUAAGGGAGGAUCGAUUACAAAAACUUGUUUCGUUAUUCUCAGUGAUGGAUUGUAAAAGUUGAGACAACGCACAUAAACUCUACGGUGAACUUUAUGAGAAGUUGGGAAGAGGAUUGUAGUUAGUCUUGAUCGUGUUUAGGCUACUAGAUUAUACUUUAUGGAUUUCAUCCUUGCAUUGGAAGGAGUUUGUUACUUCUUGCUUUUUGACCGAGAAAGUUUGACCUAACGGUAAUCUUCGAUCGCGUUGCUGAAACUUGUACAGAACUGGUGGACAAACAGAACGGAGGGAGACGCACCGGGUCAGACUCGGACCAUACCGACCACAGGCAUCACCACUGGGAGCUUCUGAUGUCCAGAAUGGAGACCUCUGCCCCGACGACCACAGAGAAGAAAGGCUCUGGUCUGGAUGGAAACGGCUUCACUGACCUCCCGAAGAAACUCUCCCCUUCAGCUGUCACCAGAGCCCCGCACCACGUAUUCCCGACGUUCCACACGCCCAUCCCGAUUGACAUGCGRCACCACGAGGGAAGAUACCUCUAUGAACCACACACCCUACAUGCCAUGCAUGGUGGCGCAUGAACACUUGAAAGAGCGGGGUCUGUUUGGGUUGCCCCCUCCCCCUCCUGGAGCCAGCCCUGCUGAGUACUACCACCUGAUGGCCAGCCAUCGUAACCCCUACGGAGAACUGCUGAUGCAGGGGGGUGGGGCGGCAGCUGCACACCUGCCAGAAUACAUCCCCCCCAUGGAUGUGCCACGGUUCUCCAGUCCCAGACUGACCCACAGGCUGAACAGAAAGCGAGCCCUGUCCAUCUCUCCUCUCUCGGACGCCAGCAUCGACCUGCAGACCAUGAUCCGUACCUCACCCAACUCUCUGGUGGCUUACAUCAACAACUCACGCUCCAGCUCUGCAGCCAGCAGCUCCUACGGACACCUCUCUGUUGGAGGCAUCAGUCCGUCCUUUACCUUCCCCCACCACAUCAACCCCAUGGCCUACCAGCAGCUCCUGUCCCAGCAGAGAGGCCUGAGUGUGUUCGGGCACACCCCUCCUCUCAUCCAGCCCCCACCCACCUUCUCCAGUCGCCAGUCUGCCCUGGGUCUCUCCUCUCUGCCCCCCUCCUCACACAACCACAACAAUGGCUCACAGUCAAAGAACACAAGUGGGGACUCGGCAGUGAGCAGUACAGUCAAUCCCAUGAUCACCAAGAGGUCAAAGGUGAAGACAGAGGUGGAGUGUCCGAGGCCACUGUCCCCAUGUUCUCCGGAUCAUCUAGGUGGGAUGCUGGACCUGAAGGAGGACUUGGAUAAAGAUGAAUGCAAGCAUGAGCCAGAGAUGGUGUAUGAGACCAACUGCCACUGGGAAGGAUGCUCCAAGGAGUACGACACGCAGGAACAACUGGUCCAUCACAUCAAUAACGACCACAUCCACGGGGAGAAGAAGGAGUUUGUGUGCCGCUGGGAUGAGUGUUCCAGGGAGCAGAAGCCCUUUAAGGCCCAGUACAUGCUGGUGGUUCACAUGAGGAGACACACGGGGGAGAAGCCACACAAGUGUACCUUUGAGGGCUGCUGUAAGGCCUAUUCUCGCCUGGAGAAUCUGAAGACCCACCUGCGAUCUCACACCGGGGAAAAACCAUAUGUGUGUGACCACGAGGGAUGCAACAAAGCCUUCUCCAACGCCUCGGACAGAGCCAAGCACCAGAACCGCACACACUCCAACGAGAAACCCUACGUGUGUAAAGUCCCCGGGUGUACGAAGCGCUACACGGACCCCAGCUCUCUCAGGAAGCACGUGAAGACAGUCCACGGACCAGAGGCCCACAUCACCAAGAAACAGCGCAGCGACCUGCCGCCCAGCAGACCCAUGCCACCCAAAGAGAAUGGAGAGAACGAGACAGGCCGGGGCAUGGAGGAGAAGAUGGACAGCACCUCGAGAGGCACGGAGGACUACCUGCAGGUCACGUCUAUCAAGACGGAGAACUCUGUGAUGUAUCAGUCCAGCCCUGGUGGUCAGUCGUCAUGUAGCAGCGAGCCGUCGCCACUUGGCAGUUCCACCAACCAUGACAGUGGAYUAGAGAUGGCCCUCCARAGCYGCGGGGGKAGCAUGGGGGACCUGACUGGGCUGGACGACCCCUCAGGGCCCCUCAUGGACUCCUCCUUCUCUGGCCUCUGGUCUGGGACAGCAGGGGUCGGGGUGGGCCUCCACCUACGUCAACACCUAGGCCCCAGCCACAUCCACAGACUAGAACACCUGAAGAAGGAGAAACUGAAGACGGUGAGGGACUCCUGCCAGUGGGCCAAUCAUCAUCCAUCUCCUCCAGUCCAGAACACCAAGCUACCGCCCAUACCAGCAAACGGGUCCCUUCUGGAGAGAGGAAACAUGGGUGGUGGGCCUGGAUCGUUCCUCAGCCUCAGUGAGCUGUGUUCCAGUAAGGUGACUGUCCUGAACCAGCUGGACCAUCUGAUGGAGCGCAGGGACAGCACCACCAGCACCGUCUCCUCUGCCUACAUCAGCCGGCGCUCCUCUGGCAUCUCCCCCUGCCACCACAGCCGCCGCUCCAGCGACGCCUCCACGUUCAGUGGCCACCGCCACAACAACAUCAGCUCCACCGGCUCCUACGACCCCAUCUCUACAGACCUGUCCCGGAGGUCCAGCGACGCCAGCCAGUGUGGAGGUGGUGGAGGAGGGGGAGGGCUGCCCAGUCACCUCAGCCUCACCCCCGCCCAGCACUACCACCUCAAGGCUAAAUAUGCGGCGGCUACAGGUGGAGCCCCACCCACACCUCUACCCAACAUGGAGAGGAUGAGUCUCAAGACCUGCAUGGCCCUCUACAGGGAUGCUUCCCAGGGAGACUCGUCGUCUGGUUACUCCUCCUUCAACCCCAUUGCCCCCAGUGGUGUUCCCAGGCGCUGCAGCGGCGAUAUGGGAGGCUAUAACGGCCGCAGCAUGAUGCCCCACGAAGCUCCGUCCAACAUUCCCCGUCGGGCUAGCGACCCCGUCCCCCGACCGCCGUCCCUGGACCCGCUGUCCCAUCAGCCUCAGGUGCAGCGCUACAACAGCAUGGGUAACAUGCAGAACCUCCACCCACACGCCUCCCAGCCCAACCAGGCCCUGUCUGCAGCCGAACGGCGCCACCAGCCGCGCUCCGACGGCAGUCUGCAGCGAUACCCUUACUGCCCCCGGCCGCCCAGCAUCUCUGAGAACGUGGCCAUYGAGACCAUGGCCGGCGACAUGAGCGGUAGUCGCAACAACAGUGAGGAGGAGAUGAUGGUACUUCCUGAUGACGUCGUUCACUACAUCGCCUCUCAGGGCGGAGCUGGAGAGUCAGACUGUGCCAACGGGUACAACCGACAAGCACAAUGUGGUUUCCAUGGAAACACAAUAAACCCUAACCCCCAGCAGCAACAGCAGUUUUACCACCAGCAAAGGAUGGCUGUGGUGGACACCAAUAUGAAUAUGAACCCCUCGUCUGCACCACAAACCAUGCGCCUCUCCUGUGCCCUAAGCCCAGGCCAUCCGCCGCAGUCUUUCCCCUCCUCACCCAGUAAGACGAGCACCAUGCCGGUGCAGUGGAACGAGGUCAGCUCAGGUACUGUGGAAGCUCUUCACAACCCAACCCAACAGCUGCCGUUCGGUCGAAGCAACCCAAACCUUGACAUGGUCCAACAGAAACAGAACUUUGUCUCGUUCCAGAAGCAGAAUCUUAACUCCAACCAACACAUUGCACAGAUUAACCACAACCUGGCUCACGCAGCCCAGCAGGGGAGAUACAUAGAGCAGCAUAAGGAUGACUCGAGGCUGAGCUGUGUCCAGCAACAGAGCCUACAGCAACAGCAGCCCGCUAAUGCUAACCUCAAUGAACCAGUGAGUCUCGGGUAUGGGUUUAACCAGGGUCUUGGUCCUAGCGAUGCUAACACUAACCAGCGGUCCUCCUGUAGUAGUAUGGCAGUUGGUGGCACUCUGGGUAUGUUGAGCCAAAACGGUAAACAACAACAGACAGUGCACACUGUAGACACGCAGAACAGCCGGCUGGGGGCGCAGCCAGGGGGGAGUCAAUCGUCUCAAGUCACAUUUAAGGAUAGCGGUGUGAAUUCUUCACGGAUGAUCUCACAGAACUAUAAUAUAGCGUCCCAGGUUCAGCAUCCCAUCCAAAAUGGAGGUCAAAUACUCCUCCAGCCAAGACCGCCCACAGAACCUAAGUCUCUAAGCAGACAGCAUUCAGGGUCAAUGACAAUGCAGCGACAAAACUCAAUUGGCAAUCACUGCAGCAAUGGCAACAACACAGACAGCAAUGUUAUGUUCUACACAGGACAGAUACACGUGUUUGAGCCAAACGGAAACGUCAAUAUGCAGAUGAUGACAUCAUCAGUAGUGGACGUUCUUCAAUGUCCCUCAGACAGCACUGAGACCGCCAUGACCUCACCGGGAGUAAGCAACCAGGUCUCUAGUACGGUGGACUCGUCCAAUGGGACAGGGGCAGAGGAGCCCCAGAUUGACUUUGACACCAUGCUGGAUGACGGGGACCACUCCAGCCUGAUGUCAGGCACCAUCAGCCCCAGRAUCCUCCAGAGUCUGUCCCAGACCUCCUCCAGACUCACCACCCCCCYGAACUCUGUCACCCUGCCCUCCCUGCCCCUCCCUGCAGGGGGCAGCAACAUGGCCAUCGGCGAUAUGAGCUCCCUGCUCACCGCGCUUGCAGAAGAGAACAAGUUCCUCAGCAUGAUGUCAUAAGGAUGAUCCCAAAUACACUGAAGGCAGACACAGGUAAAACACACAUUACCUACCUUGGUGUAUUUGGCCCAGGACGUGUGUUAAAAGAAAUGACCUAUUGCAACACAAGCUCUAAGAACGAUAGUUUAUCUACCACCAAGAGUUUAAACUGACUGUGUGAAUGACAAGAGGGGAACCUACUAGUUAACAUUGUUGCAGAGGUCCUCCUGACCAUGUGAUUGAACACUAAGCACCUCAUUGGAGAACUUUGARGYCCACRAGAGACUAAGGAARSUAUGAGAUUCUGAAGACUUCAUGCUAAAACACCACUAUGUUUGUGCUACUUAUUGUAUUAUCCUGUACAGUAUCAUUAUGGAGCUAAUAUGGCGAUUUCAUAUCUAUUGAGAAGCCAUAUUUUGCCUUAGAUGAGUAAGUAAGUAUAAUGUAAUCCACAGCACAAUUCUGUUAAUGUUGUACAUGAGAUAGUGUACAGUUCUGCAGUAAAACAAGUUUACCAAGUGCCUGGCUAUGCCGCAGAAUAUGCAAGACAAGCAUAUGACACAGUUCACGUUGAAAUGCAACCAGGUCCUGCUGUAUGAUAUGGAUUUGGGAUUUUUCGAUCUUAAAGACACACGUAUAUAUAAAUAGUGUAAAUGACUUGAUCUAAAAUGAUUUGAUUCUUUCUUUCAGAUCUUAUUUGAAACUCAUUUUAAAAAAUUCUGUCAGUGAAAUUGCUAAAAAAAAUAAAAAAAAAUAUGGGAGAAAAAUGAUUAAAUAAUUCAAUAGAGUCAGAAGAAAUCUUUUUCUAAUCUAUUUAGUCAUGUCAGGUCUAUUUCCAUACAGUGUCUUCGAUAUGAGCCAUUGUCUUAUUUGUCUGUUUGGUUGAGUUGGACUAUUGAGAUGAACAGUGACGUCUCAGUGUCGGGGACAAGUUGUGACUGGAAUUAAGCAACAAUUUCAAAAGAAUAGGCAAAUACUUGAUAUGAUACAUAUUCUGGGGGUGAUAACAU